AUGCGACCGGUCUGUCCCUCCUGCGGCAAAAUUGUCUACUACGACCCCAAGGUGGCCGCCGUUACCAUUAUUGCCCGGGAUGGGAAGGUCCUGCUGGUGCGCCGGGCCAACGAGCCGGGUUACGGCCUCUGGAGCGUACCUGGAGGUUAUGUUGACCGGGGCGAGGUAGUAGAAAAGGCAGCAGCCAGAGAGGUGUUCGAAGAAACGGGCCUAAGAGUCGUGAUCGACCAUCUGAUUGGCCUCUUCUCGGAAGAGGGCCGCACGGUUAUAGUGGCAGCCUUCAGCGGACUGGAACAAGGGGGACAGCUUAAGGCUGGCUCCGAAGCACUGGAUGUAGGGUUUUUCGGGUUGGAUUCUCUGCCACCGUUGGCUUUUCCCGGCGACGCCAGAAUGCUGGAAAGUUGGGUCAAUGCCCGAGACAAGUCCCCCUAG
This is a messenger RNA of Geodia barretti, 432 nucleotides long. The record is from the annotation of a GenBank genome assembly. Lineage: Eukaryota; Metazoa; Porifera; Demospongiae; Tetractinellida; Geodiidae.